GCUUAUUGUGUUACAUAAUAGGGGAUGUUCCGUAUGAAAGAUGAUGAUUGGUACACAGUGCCGUUAUUGGCGUAACUACAUCAUGGAACCUUGAGGGUCAACAGAACUGGUCCUUACUCCUGAAUCCUUGGCACGAUAUCUUUACCUAAUUUUCUGGACUCAAUGCUUUUGUUAAAUAGUUAAACAUUUAUAUCUUUUAGCAUCCUAUCAUUUUCCAGUCAACUUACUUUCCCAAUCAGAAGUUAGGUAUUUACACUAUAUCUUAUACUUAUUCUCUCCGUCAAAGUGAGUUAGUUGGGCAGGUCGUUACUCUAAACGAACGUCUUCUUCCAAUAAUACGUCCGAAUAAUACUUAAACAAUGUGUGGCAAUCAUUCUCGACAGUCUCGCGGCGGUGCCCUCGCCGUGCUCAGUCUUCCGUUAAGAACCACUCGAUCCAUGCCUGCAGUAAUGACAGGUCGACUCACAUUUCACGACUGUGGGAAGGGAAGUUCUGUCGCUACUCAUGCUACCUUCGUACCCGACGAAAACAGUGACAAUAGUAGCUUCUCCAAUUUGGAUUCAUGUAUUGUUGGUAUCCAUGAGACUGGAGACCUCACGAGGUCUGCUAUAAUAAGUCCUUUUCUCUACAAAUUCAGCCUAUCACGGACACAAUCGACAUUAAAAGACGACCAGGAACAUUCGAUAGAAGUACCUCUUAGUCAUCCAAUGAAAAUCGAGGUUGGAGGUGAGGGAAUCAUUGGUCGGAGGGUUACUCUGUGGUCGCAACAUGCUAUAGAGCCCAUCGCAGAAGGAAUCAUAGGAUACAAUUGAACAGAUAUACAAGGAAAUUGUAUUAAUGAGUAAUAAACAGGCGUCACGAGUUACGGGAGUUACUUUGGGAAUUUAGGUCUCAUCCUUUUACAACAGCCCAUGAGGAUGGUUGAUUUGCCUCAGCGUUAAGGGCUAAUACUUGAACUCGAGGGGGCCGUAUAUUAGACGUACCCGUGUAAUAUGAAGAUCUUUUUUUUUCUUUUUUUUUUAAAAAAAAAAAAGCCCUUCUAAAGCCUCUAGGUAAUUGAACAACCAUCUCGGUAGGGCUGAGAGGGAAGAGACAAAACAC
Daldinia vernicosa is the source of this 1101-nucleotide messenger RNA. RefSeq lists its product as uncharacterized. The record is from RefSeq and is a predicted model, not a curated record. The transcript is spliced from 2 exons. The coding region runs from base 360 to 812 and encodes 150 amino acids. Lineage: Eukaryota; Fungi; Ascomycota; Sordariomycetes; Xylariales; Hypoxylaceae.